Ilex paraguariensis (yerba mate) is the source of this 768-nucleotide messenger RNA. NCBI's taxonomy places the organism in Eukaryota, Viridiplantae, Streptophyta, Magnoliopsida, Aquifoliales, Aquifoliaceae. The record is from the annotation of a GenBank genome assembly.
AUGGCCAUUCUUAACAAACCUGCCACUAUAAUCACUUUGUUUCCUCAACUCAAACCUCGGAAACACAUCAAAUUUCCCACCUCAAAAUUGGUUUUCACAGAAGAACUUGUUUCCCACAAAACUGUUUCCUGCAAUGGCACAGCUUGGAGCCUAAAUGCUGUGACUAGAUCAACUAAGGGUAAAGCUUUAGCCUUCAAUGACAAUGCUGGUGAUGAAGGAGUUAAAGAUCUUGAGCAAGAAGGCUUCAUUAGUGAGUUUUCUCAGUUUCACCCAGAAUGUAUAGUAGCUAAUGGACUCGAAUCCACUCUCAAUCGCCUGAGUAUGGGGAUUGUAGCUGUAUGUUUCAGUGCAAUCCUUCUGUGGAGGCAUGAUGCUGAAGCAUUGUGGGCUACUGUGGGUUUUGGUUUAAAUCUUGGGCUCUCCACCAUGCUGAAGGAGAUACUAAACCAAGCGCGACCUGUUUCUGCCACGAGAUAUGACCCUGGAAUGCCAUCGACACAUGCUCAAUCCAUAUUCUUCGUCAUCAUGUUCACUGUUCUGUCAAUGGUGGAAUUGCUUGGAGUGAAUGGACUUGCAAUAACUUUUAGUGGUGCUGUCUUGGCAUUUGGUUCAUAUCUUAGGUAUAUGUAUCAAGAUGCACCCUUGAUCAUUUACUUGCUCAUCAUAUGUCUCACCCACGGGAGUGACUUCUUUGCCAUUGAGACAAUGUCAAAAAUAUCGCCCUUGCGUAUAAGCCAACUCCUCUCCAUUCAAUCCCGGCUGGACUGA